GAUCUCUCACCUUGAGACUCAUUUUGCCAGUCCUCUUGAGUAUUUUACAUUUGCAUCUCCUCCAGAUGUUUAACAUCCUCAUUUCCUCAAGAAAAGCCUGAGAGCUGAUUUCAAGCUAUUGUCAUUGCUUGGUGUUGGUGGCACUAGUGCCAGGGAAGGCAAUUGCGGGCACGGGGCUUGGCUUUUGACACUGAGUCUGCAUGAUGAGAGAGGUGCAGCUGUGGUGGCUGUAGUGAAGGAGAGAGGUGCUAGCACGAGCUGUUGGGGGCAUCAGGACUGCCAUGUUCUUGGCUGCUGGCUUGAGUGAUUUUGGCUGAACUCUUGAACAUUUGUUGCCCUCCGGUCCUCACCUCAAAAAUGGGUGAAACGCUUGUGUGGUGGCCAGCUGACUGGUGGAAGCUCUUGAAGCACUGCCGGGGCAGCCAGAGCCAACCCCCCAGCCCACAGAGCAUGACACAGAGUCCUGACACAUCCUGGUGGCCGCUCAUCAAGGGCCGACUCGCCUUUAUCAGCUCACUUGCUGCUUGCGCUCUUUUCCUGGCCUGUCCUUUCACCAGCAGAAAUGCGGAAAAACCAGUUCUGUGGUUAAUUGCUGUACUUCCCUCCACGCCCAUGGGGCAGGUCUCCUCCUCCUCCUCACCCUCACUCAGUCUGGGUGCACUUCAGCCUCCAGCCUCUGCCCCUGCCUGCACUCAGCCGGCUCAGGUGUGCCAUCAGGCCUCUGCACUCCUUCCAUUAACCUUACGGCUUCUCCUGCCGUCUCCUUUUCCCUCCAUCUGCCAGAACUUCUGUCUCUCUGGUGGCUUCUUCUCCCUUGGGCAACCCAGUGGGUUGGCUUGUGGGUGCAGAAGGCGCAGGCAGCUGCCCUCCUGGCCCUGCCCUGCCUGGAGGGAUAGCAUUCGGGCAUGAUGGCCGGAGGCAAUGAGCGGAGCGUGAAGACCCUGAAGGAGGUGUGGAGAAGAGCGGAAAACUCGCUGUGUGCAGACUGUGGGAAACCAGAUCCUGACUGGGCAUCCUCUACUCUGGGUGUCUUUAUAUGCCUCAGCUGUUCAGGGAUUCACCGCAACAUCCCGAGCAUCAGCAAGGUGAAAUCCCUGAAGAUGGACCACUGGGAUGAUGCUCAGGUGCAGUUUCUGGCCAAGCAUGGGAAUGCUGUUACUAAAGCCACAUAUGAAGCUCACAUCCCUAUUUACUAUUACCAGCCAACCUACAAUGACUGCCAAGUGCUGAGAGAACAAUGGAUACGGGCCAAAUAUGAACGCAAAGAGUUCACCGAGCCAGGAAAACAGCUGCCAUAUUCUGAUGGGGUGAAAGAAGGCAUCCUCUGGAAGCGAGGUCGAGACAACGUGCAGUUUCUACCCCGCAAGUUCCUCUUGUCUGAGAGAGAGGGAUGUCUAAAGUAUUUCACCAAGCAGGAUGCCAAAGAACCCAAAAUCAAUGUUAAAAUAGAUGUCAUCAAUGCUAUGUUCCAGCCAGUUAAGAUUGGGAACCCCAAUGGCCUGCAGAUCACCUAUAUCAAAGACAACAAGACCCGGAAUAUAUUUGUCUACCAUGAAAGUGGAAAGGAGAUAGUGGACUGGUUCAAUGCUAUUCGCUCUGUGCAGUUUCAUUAUCUGAAGGUAGCAUUUCCCAUUGCCAGUGAUAAUGAGAUUAAAAAUCGGCUGACAAGAAACUUCCUGAAGGAGGGAUACAUGGAGAAAACUGGUCCCAAGCAGAGAGAGGCUUUUAAGAAGCGCUGGUUCACGCUGGAUCACCGCAGGCUCAUGUACUUCAAGGACCCUUUGGAUGCAUUUGCUAAGGGUGAGGUAUUUGUGGGCAGCAGAGAGAAUGGAUAUAGUGUCCAGAAGGGAUUGCCCCUGGGGACACAGGGCAACUUCUCUUGGCACUAUGGCCUCACCAUUGUCACCCCUGACCGGGAAUACCUCUUCACUUGUGAGACAGAGACUGACCAGCUGGACUGGAUCGCAGCCUUCACUAGCAUCAUCAGCCAGGCCAUGACACCACAGGAAUAUGCAAUUGAAGCCUACUUCAAGUUUAAAUCCUAGGAAGCCAUGCAGGACCCUUGUAUGACUCGACUCUACCUGGUCCUGUUGAGUGGGCUGUCAGAAGAGGAGAGGAGAUCGACAUCAGAGAAACACAGUGUGCUUGAAGCACCCUUUGAAGCACUUUUUUUCCCCAUAGACAGUCCACUUUGUUUCGAGGGCCCAAUUAAGCUACUUCCUUUCAAGUGCAAGACUUCGUGAGUCUGAACCCUCAGUGCAACCUGUCACUGUUAAAUUGCUGUGAUCUGACUGGAUGGUGGCAGGCCUUGCUUGUCAGUCGGGCCUCGAAAACUUGGCACUUGCUAUGUUGGAUGUGGGACCUAGCAUCGCUCCUGCAUGAAACUGCAGACACCUGCCUUACACAAGAAAACAGCUGCCUGGCUGGAGUUACACCCCAGCAGGUUGCAGGAGCUGUUGAACUAGGAGAGCCUGUUCCUUUACGAGGAAUGGCUUCUCUGUUGGUGACAGGGAUGUGAAAUAUCUAGAUAUUUGAUCAGUUAGAUCUGCAGUUGAGAAAGGUCACUUAGAAGAUGUAAUCUAACAGCCAAUGUGAGGCUUGUUUCCUCUUGCCAUGUAUGGCCUUGAAAGCUUCUUCAGACUGCAUUUGUGGGGAGACCUUCCUCCAAUUGCUGCAAAGAAGAUUAAGAGCACUGUUCAGAAACAAUGUAUCGUUAUACA
Messenger RNA from Falco peregrinus (peregrine falcon), 2720 nucleotides. RefSeq names its product arf-GAP with dual PH domain-containing protein 1-like. The record is from RefSeq and is a predicted model, not a curated record. The transcript is spliced from 11 exons. Bases 906 to 2045 code for a protein of 379 amino acids. Gene Ontology annotation, biological process: positive regulation of GTPase activity. NCBI's taxonomy places the organism in Eukaryota, Metazoa, Chordata, Aves, Falconiformes, Falconidae. Gene Ontology annotation, molecular function: phosphatidylinositol bisphosphate binding; GTPase activator activity. Gene Ontology annotation, cellular component: plasma membrane; intracellular membrane-bounded organelle.